Sphenostylis stenocarpa is the source of this 1017-nucleotide messenger RNA. NCBI's taxonomy places the organism in Eukaryota, Viridiplantae, Streptophyta, Magnoliopsida, Fabales, Fabaceae. The record is from the annotation of a GenBank genome assembly.
AUGGCAUCGAGUUUUGAUCGAUGGGAAAAAGAUCCUUUCUUUAAAGCGGCCGAAGAAGUUCAGGAAUCUGCAGACAGGAUGGAAUCUACCUAUAGAACAUGGAUUCAUGCAAUGAGGGAUGCGUCCAGCCUAUGGAACUGUGAUGAAGUCCGCCGAGAUCUACAAACUGCCCUUGGCACUGCUAAAUGGCAGUUAGAGGAAUUUGAAAGAGCAGCUCAAUCAAGUUAUAGCAAAGUUUCAACUGAGGAUGCGAUAAAUAGGCACCGAGAUUUUGUUGAUGCCAUCAGUGACAAAAUUAGCAAAGUUGAACUUUUGUUGCAAGAACCUGUUCAUUCAGGUAGCAAGGCAUCUCUGCCUUGGACGCGUAUGGAUGAAGGAGAACGAGAUGAACUAGCGUCAUUUCUUUCGGGAACAUCGGCUGCUGGUGGCAGAGAUGGUGAAAAUCUGCAAUUAAGUGACAAAGAUUCGUUCCCUAAUUGUUCAACCAAUUUAAAUGUUUCAUCUGGGUGGGGGCCAUCUGAAGCAGCACAGGAAAAGUCACUUGGACAUCGCAGGGCAGCCAGCGCUGGUGCUGAUAUUGGUUCUUGGAAAAUCACUGUUUCUGAUGCUGUGCAACAAUCAAGUUCCUCUAAUGGUUCUUCUGGUCUAAUUCCUAUGCAUAAGGUAGCUAGUCUCUCAGGAUUUUUUGGUUCCAUGGAAACUAUCUCUAAGUUGAAGUGGCCUGUGAAUGGUUAUAGAAAGCUGAAACCAGUAAAUCAUUGCGAAGAAACGGAUAAUGCGCUACUACCAUCAGCUGGAUUGAAUGGGGGCACCAAUGCAUGCUAUGAAAACAGUAAGACUUGCCUCGAUAAUUGUGAUGAAUCUUAUGAUAAGCAACUUCAUGGGUGGUACGGGGCUUUGCAAAGGCAGCUUCAAAGAUCUCAAUACCAAAUACAAUACAAUCGGCAUGUUCAAAUAACUGUCUGGGCUGUUAUUCUUCUUUGCUUGAUUGUUUUCAUUGCUUUUUGCACGAUGUAG